This is a messenger RNA of Tinamus guttatus (white-throated tinamou), 356 nucleotides long. NCBI's taxonomy places the organism in Eukaryota, Metazoa, Chordata, Aves, Tinamiformes, Tinamidae. The record is from RefSeq and is a predicted model, not a curated record.
UAAACUUCUGCUUUAAUAAGCUCGUGGCAUUCAGCACACUGCAGUAAGACAAGCUCAUCGCAAAUAUGAACCAAACUUCCAUGAUAAAUAUGGCAACAUGGUCCUCGUCGGUGGAGCUGUAGUCUUUACUGCUGUUUGGGCAUAUGUGUUAACACAAGCUGGUAUAGAGUGGGGCUUGUCACCUGUUGGCAGAGUCACCCCAAAAGAAUGGAAGGAGUAAUUGUCAACAUAUGUUAUGAACUGGUCUAAGAUUUCACUGAAGACAGUGCUCAUGCCAUUAAUGUAGUGGCAUUUGUUUCCUGAUAACCACUUGUAUUGUGGCAUUCCUUGAUGUAAUAAAUGUAUCUGGAAACCUG